This is a messenger RNA of Colletotrichum paranaense, 1434 nucleotides long. RefSeq lists its product as uncharacterized. The coding region runs from base 1 to 1434 and encodes 477 amino acids. The record is from RefSeq and is a predicted model, not a curated record. The transcript has 2 exons. NCBI's taxonomy places the organism in Eukaryota, Fungi, Ascomycota, Sordariomycetes, Glomerellales, Glomerellaceae.
AUGGCAAACCGAGAAUUCGAGAUCAUGCCAUGGGAGUGCCGUGAUGUGGAGGAUCAGGCCGAAGCCUACUACAACCAGCCUCUCAGGUCAUCGAAUCAGGCUCUUGCUGAGGAGAAUGCGAAGCUGAAAAAGCUGCUCCGAGAAAACGGCAUCUCUUGGUCACCUGUAUCCGCCAACUACCAGAACCUCCAAGCAGGUGCCAGGCGGAAACAAGACCCCUCUUCAAGAACUCGCUCCUUUCCUUACCUUCCAACAGAGGUCCUCCUGCGCAUUCUCAAGUACUCGAUGACCUCGAAGGACACGAUUAUCGACCCCUUGACGAAACUCACGCCGGACAACCUCACAGCACAGGAGAAAAGCCGCGGUAAUCAAAUCGCCAUCCACUUCUUGGCGACAUGCAAGGCGAUGCACGACGAAGGCAGCCGUAUGUUCUGGAGCCACAACACUUUCACUUUCACAAAUGAACAUGCCGUCAGAAACUUUGCCGAGCUGGACUUUGGAUUCCGAAAGGACAUCAAGCAUGUCAACUUCCGCAUCGUCGCCCAGUUUUACGACGACAAGAAGCGAAAGCACAAGCUUGAGCGAUCCUACCACCCGUCUCUGAAGAGCGACAUCACACUGCGGACGAUUCCUCGCGUCAGUGAGCGAACCUAUGCCCGUGGCGGCUUCCGCUGCUACACGUGGGCUCAAGUGACGGAUUUCCUGCGUGCCCUCCGUCCUCCAUUCGAUCCCAAGCAUGACAAAAGGCUAGUCCGUCCCAAGCUGCUUCCUGGCCUUGAGUCGCUUAGGAUUGACUUGGUGAACUUUAUCGACGACUUUCUCCCUAUGCCUAGCAGCGACCUGCACGACGUGGCAUCACACGAGCUCGGUUGUUCUCUGAAUGAGUUGCAGGUCACCGGUCUUCCCAUUGACGAUGCUGGCAGCAAGGCCACCGCAGAGCUUACUGGGCUUCUGCGCGACGAGGGCCUCUUUCUUGCUGGCUUGCCCUCGUUUGUUCAAGUCAAAAACUCCCUGAAGCCUCUGCCGGGCAUCUCGAGUUGCGCGCGUGUUGUUCGGGCCUGGAAGACAAUAAAGGCAAAGCGGGAAGACGACGGUGAUUCCGACUCUGACCCUGGAAAUGAAACUGAUGAAGGCCACUAUCAUCCUAAGGAGCCCAUCAUGCCUCCUGCGCCCCGUGAGACAGGCCAUCCCAAGUCCGCGCCUAGCCGUCGGGACUUGACGAUCUGGAAGAGGGUGCCCAAGAGCCGCGACGGGGAUGGUGAUGACCGCCAGUGGACCGAGUUCUGCCGCAGCAGUGGCUACCCCAUGGAGGACAUUGAGGAUAUGAUGGGCGACGAUGACGAGCUUGGCAUCUGCCCGUGUUGUGGCGAACCGCACCCUAGUCUCUUGGACCUCCUCGAGACGGACAACGAGGAGGAUAUUCAAGAGGACUAA